AUGCCGGUGGUCAGUGGUCCAGGUCCCUUGUUCUGCCUUCUCCUCCUGCUCCUGGAACCCCACAGUCCUGAGACGGGGCGUCCUCCUCUGCACAGGUUUGAGUACAAGCUCAGCUUCAAAGGCCCAAGGCUGGCAUUGCCUGGGGCUGGAAUACCCUUCUGGAGCCAUCACGGAGACGCCAUCCUGGGCCUGGAGGAAGUGCGGCUGACGCCAUCCAUGAGGAACCGGAGUGGCGCCGUAUGGAGCAGGGCCUCUGUCCUCUUCUCUGCCUGGGAAGUAGAGGUGCAGAUGAGGGUGACGGGAUUGGGGCGCCGGGGAGCCCAGGGCAUGGUUGUGUGGUACACCCAAGGCAGGGGCCAUGUAGGCUCUGUCCUCGGGGGGCUGGCCUCAUGGGACGGCAUCGGGAUCUUCUUUGACUCCUCGGCAGAGGAUACUCAGAACAGUCCUGCCAUCCGUGUGCUGGCCAGCGAUGGGCACAUCCCCUCUGAGCAGCCUGGGUAUGGAGCCAGCCAAGUGCUGGGCUCCUGUCAUCGGGACUUCCGGAACCGGCCACACCCCUUCAGAGCACGGAUCACCUACUGGGGGCAGAGGCUGCGCGUGUCCUUGAACAGCGGCCUCACCCCCAGUGAUCCAGAUGAGUUCUGUGUGAAUGUGGGGCCCCUGCUUUUGGUCCCUGGAGGUUUCUUUGGGGUUUCAGCAGCCACCGGCACCCUGGCAGAUGAUCAUGAUGUCCUGUCCUUCCUGACUUUCAGCCUGAGUGAGCCCAGCCCAGAGGUUCCCCCUCAGCCCUUCCUGGAGAUGGAGCAGCUCCGUCUGGCGAGGCAGCUGGAAGGGCUGCGGGCAAGGCUGGGCCUGGGCACCAGGGAGGAUGUAACUCCAAAGUCAGGCUCUGAAGCUCAAGGGGAAGGGGAAAGGCUCUUUGACCUGGAGGAGAUGCUGGGCAGACACAGCCGGAUCCUUCAGGCUCUGCGGGGUCUCUCCGAGCAGCUGGCCCAGGCUGAGAGGCAAUGGAAGAAGCAGCUGGGGCCCCCAGGCCAAGCCAGGCCUGAUAGAGGCUGGGACUCUUCUAAGGUCGAUGCCCUGCUCCAUGGACAGAGGACCCUGCUCCAGGCCUUGCAAGAGAUGAGGGAUGCAGCUGUCCGCAUGGCCGCAGAAGCCCAGGUCUCCUACCUGCCUGUGGGCACCGAGCAUCAUUUCUUAGAGCUGGACCACAUCCUGGGCCUCCUGCAGAAGGAGCUUCAGGGCCCGGCGAAGGCAGCGGCCAAGGCCCCCCGCCCACCUGGCCAGCCCCCAAAGGCCUCCUCGUGCCUGCAUCCUGGCAUCUUCCUGUUCUUCCUCCUCAUUCAGACUGUAGGCUUCUUCAGCUACGUGCACUUCAGGCAGCAGCUGAACGAGAGCCGGCAGGAGUGUCUGUCCACAGGCAGCCUUCCUCUGGGUCCUGCACCACACACCCCCAGGGCCCCGGGGAUUCUCAGGAGGCAGCCUCUCCCUGCCAGCAUGCCUGCCUGACCCACCUCAGAGCCUGCUUUGCAUCACUGGGAAGUAGGCAGUGUCUGGGGUGGGUGCUUGGUCAGCAUCCUCUCCGUCUGGGUGCCCAGCUCCCACCCACA
Messenger RNA from Rhinopithecus roxellana (golden snub-nosed monkey), 1610 nucleotides. RefSeq names its product lectin, mannose binding 1 like (gene LMAN1L). Gene Ontology annotation, cellular component: Golgi membrane; COPII-coated ER to Golgi transport vesicle; endoplasmic reticulum-Golgi intermediate compartment. Gene Ontology annotation, biological process: endoplasmic reticulum organization; endoplasmic reticulum to Golgi vesicle-mediated transport; Golgi organization. The record is from RefSeq and is a predicted model, not a curated record. The transcript is spliced from 13 exons. Gene Ontology annotation, molecular function: D-mannose binding. Bases 1 to 1509 code for a protein of 502 amino acids. NCBI's taxonomy places the organism in Eukaryota, Metazoa, Chordata, Mammalia, Primates, Cercopithecidae.